This is a messenger RNA of Salvelinus namaycush (lake trout), 906 nucleotides long. RefSeq names its product junctional adhesion molecule A-like. NCBI's taxonomy places the organism in Eukaryota, Metazoa, Chordata, Actinopteri, Salmoniformes, Salmonidae. The transcript has 5 exons. The coding region runs from base 1 to 906 and encodes 301 amino acids. The record is from RefSeq and is a predicted model, not a curated record.
AUGUACUCUGUCACAGGUUUUCAGGUGAAGGUGACUCCUAAACAGAACUCAGCGUAUAAGACACUGACCUGUAGCACCACCUGUAUUCUGACUGGUAACCCCACCUACAUCUGGUACAAGAACGGACAGAUAGUAACUGACAACACGUCCCCCUAUUCAGUCUACUCUAAUGCUGUAGACAGUUACUCCUGUGUUCAGGGUCAGAGCUGCAACAGUGUGACUUACACCAAGAGGACAAUCUGUGUCUUGAAGGGGUCAACAGUGGACAUAUACUGUACUUAUGUUGGUUAUUAUGCCACCACAUCAACAUUCUGGUUUAGAAGUGAUAAGUCGACCCCUGAAGACCUAACCAGAGACCCAAGGUAUGCAAGUCGUGUGGAUUACACUGGAACAUACAAAGAUCCCAUCACCCUGAGAAUCACAGAUCUGAGAGAGGAGGACUCAGCUGAGUAUCGCUUCACUUUUAAAACAUACUACUUUGAAUGGGGUCAUAGUUUCCCAGGAACAACUCUGUCUGUCACAGGUCUGCAGGUGAAGGUGACUCCUGCUGCAGAGGGACAGAAGACACUGACCUGUAGCACCACCUGUACUCUGACUGACAACCACAACCCCACCUACAUCUGGUACAGGAAUGGACAGAAUGUACAAGAUAACUCCUCCCCCAUGUACUCCAUCAGCAGUGAGGAUGAAGACAGCUACUACUGUGCUGUAAAAGGCCGUCUCAGCUCUCCUGCAAGUUACACCUGGUACAAGAAGAAUGGAGGUCACUAUCAGAGUAUGACAGGACCACAGCAUGUCUUCAGUCAAAUCCAGUCAUCUGACAGUGGAGAGUACUACUGUGAGUCCCAGAAUGAGAUGGGGACUGACAGGUCUAGGACCAUAAACAUGGAUGUGAAGUGUGAGUAA